Molecule: messenger RNA, 1800 nt
Organism: Fusarium coffeatum
Lineage: Eukaryota; Fungi; Ascomycota; Sordariomycetes; Hypocreales; Nectriaceae
Exons: 2
Coding region: 1-1800 (599 amino acids)
Biological process (GO): cellular response to oxidative stress
Cellular component (GO): cytoplasm
Source: RefSeq, a predicted model, not a curated record
AUGGUGACCACCGAAGAGGCUAUCAAGAGACUCAAGGAGGCUCGUCCUCCUACCACAGACACGUUUACCUAUCUCACCGUUGUCGAAACGAACCUCUCCCCUGAAGUCCUUCCAACCCUUCAGGAAAUCCUCCAAGAUGCUAAGCUUACCAGCGAAAUCGGAUGGGACCUCGUGGAGAUGCUGAUUGCUGUUCCUGGCAGUGAGGGCUGCCUUGAAACCAUUGCCCGCCUAGGAAACCCCCGCGAGGUCAUCCUCAAGGUUAUCGAGGUUCUUGACAGCAACGCAGAGUCAUCCGAGGCCGGCGAUGCAUCCGCAAGUGCAAAAUUCAUUACUCUGGUUGGUAUGCUCGGCAUCCUUCAUCAAAGACUACAGGUCAAAGCGCCAUCACGAUACCUCCAUACCACACUACAAACGGUUUAUCGAGCAUACAACCCACAAGGAGCCGAGACGACGGCAGCGGUUAUUGAUCUCGUGCGAUCCCUUUCGGGGAGAAAACGACCACCUCUACCUACACGACAGUCUAGCACCAAGCUAGAAACAGCUUUCCAGGGUAGUGACAUGACCAAGAGUGCUCCCGACCCCGAAGCACAUGCCGGUCAGGCCGGCGAGGGCGAGUCUGAAUUAGUAUCACGCCUCUUACAAUCCUUCGUAACAAGCAUUCUCGAAGCAUAUGUCAACUCGAACAGUCUGGAGUGGGCGGCAAGGCAUUUGGAAUACUUGAAUCCGGAGAGGAUCCUGCCAGGGAAGCCAACUAUGUUGCAGGCGUUCAAGCAAGUAGAAGAGCUGCAGGCCAGGGAUGCCUUGGUUGGACAGUUAGUUGCUGUUGCUCGCGACUUAGGCUUGGCAAAAUUGCCUUCAGAUGAGGUCAAGAAGGUUCUGAAGUCACCAUUUGCUGCAAAUCCACUGUCUGUUGAGCCCGAUCCCAAGAAUCCCGAAGCCAUCAAGCUAUCAUCCGGUGGCUUCCUUUGUCUGACUGCUUAUCGCAUGUUCGCGUCAGAUAUUUUUGACGCCAACUACGAACAACCCAAUGCGCAUAUUUUUCCUGAACACCAUAACUUGUUGAAGCGAUUUCUCGGCGACGAACCACAGACGCAGAUUGAGGGAAAUCCUGGCACUGUUGAGGCAUUGCUUGUUAUAGCACUUUGGCUUCAUGACCAGAGACGAAUAGUUGGACCUAGCGCGGCCGAUGACAAGGAUGCGACAUUUAUGUCAUAUCAUCAUUUGUUAACUCUUGUCUCUGUAUUCCACCCAUCAUUACGAGUGCGGAACGCAGCUACAGUGUUGGCAGGUCAUAUACUUCACCAGGACCCUGACGAGGAGGAUAGAUUAAAUAUUCUGGAGGACUUGUUGGAAAACUGCAUGUUUUCUUCCCUGCAGGCAUGUGCCGUAACGUGGUUACGAGAAGAGAUUAUUGCCGCUCAGAGGGAUGGCUCAAAGGGACGGUUUGCUGAUUCUGACUGCUUGGACACGCUCCAGUAUACACUGUUCCAGGAUCUCGAGUACCUUGCUGACACGGACUUGGAGGCGCUGUGGGAGUUCUGGAUACAGAAUGCGCCCUUCCAUCUUCAGGUUGCGAACUUUGCUCUGUUCUUGUUUGGUGGACAGGGCUACAAGAACUUGGCUCCUGCCGGUAUGGCUGCGGCAGUAGAGCACAGAUACGCGAGUCCUCUGCUCGCUGCAGCCAAGCGUUUGAGGGAAGCACUGGAUAAGAAAGAGAUUGACGGACAGGGCCAAGAAGACGAUGUGCAAAUGCAGUUGGGCAUUUUGACGGAUACCCUUGAGCGAGUCCCUUUGCACUAG